AUGGAUGGAAACCGACGAUACGCAAAAGAGAACUCUAUUUCCAUCGCAGCAGGUUACUUGGCUGGUGCAAAAACUCUUAUGAAGAUAUUGGAUCUAUGCUUCGACUGCGGAAUCAAUGCUAUAUCCCUCUACGCCUUUAGCCUUGAGAACUUCCACAGACCUAAAGAGCAGAUCGAUAUUCUCAUGAAGCUGCUAGAUGGGACACUUGGAGAGAUUGGCGAGAAUGAUCCAUUGGUGAAGAAACACGGUAUUAAAAUCCGGGUAUUGGGCCGUUUGGAAUUGCUAGAAGAAAGCGCUCUAAGGGCUAUUGCCAAGGCUAUGGAUGCUACGAAGAACAACCAGGGCAAGGUUUUGAAUAUCUGUGUCGCUUAUACUGGCAGGGAUGAGAUUGCCUCUGCUAUCAGGGAGAGUGUUUCUGAAUUUGAUUUCCCUGAUAAGAUUACGGUAAAGUCUCUGACAGAAAACAUGUUUGUGGACUUUCCACCCCUGGACAUUUUGAUACUGCCACCAAGAUACUGA
Penicillium concentricum is the source of this 519-nucleotide messenger RNA. Its product is annotated as undecaprenyl diphosphate synthase family protein. NCBI's taxonomy places the organism in Eukaryota, Fungi, Ascomycota, Eurotiomycetes, Eurotiales, Aspergillaceae. Gene Ontology annotation, molecular function: ditrans,polycis-polyprenyl diphosphate synthase [(2E,6E)-farnesyl diphosphate specific] activity. The transcript is spliced from 3 exons. Gene Ontology annotation, cellular component: endoplasmic reticulum; membrane; dehydrodolichyl diphosphate synthase complex. The record is from RefSeq and is a predicted model, not a curated record. Bases 1 to 519 code for a protein of 172 amino acids.